CAGCACAAGCCACACACAAAAAUGCUACUUUUCUAACAAUGAUAGUAUAUUUCACUUGUUUCAGCCUCUGGAUGGUUCUGCAUUUCAGGGAUCUUUAGAUCACAGACACAGACACACACACACGUAGUAUUUUUCUGGAGAAAUUAUUUGGAAUUAUGGCCAGGCGAGCAGGAACAAGUUUCAGACAGUUACCCUUGCCUCAUCAUUCAGUAACUGCAGAGAGCUUCAAUCUACCCACUGCCACUUCCUGGAACGCAGCCCUGCAGUCUGGUCUGCCAGUAGUGUCUUAAAAUCGGGAGGCUUUUAAUAUAUAUUAAAAUCACCGAAGAGAGUGUUAUCAAAGGUAAAGCGGAUUUUAGAAAAUACCUUCUGUCUAGGGAACGUGUCCGGGGGUAAAUGUGGUCCCACAGAGGAGAUUCAUAGGAUUAAUUUCUUCGCCCAGAGGAACGGCACGUUCAGCCUGCAUCAUGCAAAAUGCUGGUCGCUGACUACUGUCCGUGGUGCUGAAGGUUUCCAGCUGCUUGACAGAAUGCGCUCCGGAGGAGCAGCUGCCGAGCUCCCGCUUUCCGGGGUGCUGAAUCUUGCCGAAAGUUCCUGCGGUGCUUGAGAUCCACGCAUUGCUCACCGUUUGUUUUGGGGAGAGGCUGUAAAAAGCCACACGGCACGAUGGUGUUGCUGACUGCAUUUCGGUCUGGAUUGGCUCCGAGCUCCAGCAUGCUGUUUCUGUUCCUGGAACUGGAAGCAUAGCACAUUCUCCACCCUUGCGUGCCUUUUUGCAGAUACACAGAGUGUAGUAACCGGGUGGGGGAUUUGGGGUGGAACUGAAGAUCGCAAUCAAGGAUAUACGGAAAUAAAAGAACAAGCUAGCAACCAUGAUCAUGAUUUGGGAGUGUGGUUAUAUACCAGACAGCCUCACCUCUGGACCCUUUUAAUGGUUGGUUGCUUUGAAUUCUGAACACAGGGUUAGAGCUUAACUCUCAUGGUGUAGCUCCUGGGUUGCUUCUGUGAAAUGGGAAGCACGAGCAAGGGAUCUUCCAUUAUUCUUUCUGGGAAAUGUAACAAAGAAGAGUUGUUCUUUCUAAUAUAUUGCUGAGGUGUUAAUCCAUGGUGGCCUGUGACCCUUUCAAGCUUUCACCCUGAGUAGCUCACCACUCUGGCCUCUCCAUGGAAGCACCUGUGUAUAUCUGACAGUAGGACCAUACACAGAAGUUAAGGAGGGGGAUGGCUCUUCAUAUUCAUGAAGCCUGCAUAUUUCUUUUGCUAAUUCCUAGUUUGGUCACACCGGCUGCCUUCAACCAUGAAGACUACCCUGCUGAUGAAGGUGAUCAGAUCUCUAAUAAUGAUAAUAAUCUGAUCUUUGAUGACUAUCGAGGGAAAGGUUGUGUGGAUGACAGUGGUUUUGUAUACAAACUGGGAGAACGGUUUUUCCCAGGGCAUUCCAACUGUCCAUGUGUCUGUACUGAGGAUGGGCCUGUUUGUGACCAACCAGAAUGCCCCAAAAUCCACCCAAAGUGUACUAAAGUUGAACACAAUGGAUGCUGUCCAGAAUGCAAAGAAGUGAAGAACUUUUGUGAAUACCAUGGGAAAAGUUACAAAAUCUUGGAAGAAUUUAAGCCCUCUCCAUGUGAAUGGUGUCGCUGUGAGCCCAGCAAUGAAGUUCACUGUGUCGUAGCAGACUGCGCUGUCCCCGAAUGUGUCAACCCCAUCUAUGAACCAGAACAGUGUUGUCCAGUCUGCAAAAAUGGUCCAAACUGCUUUGCAGGAACCACCAUCAUUCCGGCUGGCAUCGAAGUGAAAGUGGAUGCGUGUAACAUCUGUCACUGUCACAACGGGGACUGGUGGAAGCCUGCUCAGUGUUCCAAACGUGAAUGCCAAGGCAAGCCGACUGCAUAGGGCAAAGUCCCAAGCAACGAGAAGUGCAUAUCCAACGUAACGGCUUCUACACUGCACAUGUUAAAAUCUCCUGCCAGCUGCAACAGGGUCACCAGCAAAAUCUUUUAAGGUUAAACAAAAAUGAAUAUUUUACUAACGGGCAAGUUUUCUCACUCUCUCUAAAAGCAUACCUAUAUAGCUAUCUAACCUACUUUGGCAAGCAGCACAUAUCGAUGGUGUGGGUUAUAAGAAAGCAACAUUCGACAGAGCUUCGUCCUCUGGUGAUACCUCCAACCUACCGACGGGGGCUUAUUUAGCUCUUCCCAUCUGUGACAUCAAUAUCAUUAAUGCUUUUCUGAGUUUCAGCAUUUUCCUCUUUUUCUCGGAGCCAGGGUAGUUGGAACAUGCAAGCUAAACAAGGAUGGGCUGGAAAUGAAUGCACUUUUUGAAAGCAGCCAGAGAGGGGAUGUAGGAAGAAGAAGCAUCUCCAAGAAGAAUAAAAUGGAUGCACAGAUAUACAGUGACCCAGCACCCUAGGAGCCAUCUGUAUAUGUUAUGCUUUCUCCACCACGUGGGGACAAUCAGAUAGAAGAAAUGUACACCAUAAUCACAACAGAUACACCCUAAACUAUCAGGCUAAGGUAUCAGGCAACUGAUGUAAGUGGAUGACCUCUGUGUCCUUGAAAGAGAUUAUGGGGCCCACGAAAGUCAACAUUUGAGGGCAUUCCUCCUCCACACACCCAACUGCCUCCCUACUGCAUUACUGAUUCUUCCCACCCCACUCCUUUUGCUGUAGCCAACACAAGGGAGGGAAAGGAAGAGGGCACUGCCCCCAGCAGUUCCAGCUUUCUGGAUUGGCCCUUCCCUGAGCCUCUACUCAACCACUGGCAGAGGAGGGAGAAGAAGCCCCCUUGAGCUGGUAGAGAAUGGCUCCAGGAAGUACCAGCACCUUUUUGCCCUUCCGCAGGUUCUGAGUAAUCUCAUCUUGAAUGCGGGUAUUGGAGGAAUAACAACAAAAGCCUGUUGGAACAAACCACCAAACACAGGGCUCCCAUUCCUGGAUAAACAUGAUGUUGUUUACAUGUACCUUUUUAAAAAUAACACUUUGGCACAAUUAUAAUCACACUGAAUACACAUGGCCACCUUAAAUUCUUGAUGCAUUGGGCUUCAGUGAGUUUAUCAGGGAUUAAUUUGACCCAAUAAGUCUAGAACCACAGUAAACAGCCCCGGCCUCUAAUCUAAUUUAAUUUAAUUCGAUUAAAUGUCUUUUGCCUCCAGAGUUCAAA
Hemicordylus capensis (graceful crag lizard) is the source of this 3158-nucleotide messenger RNA. It is a transcript of the gene VWC2L, whose product is annotated as von Willebrand factor C domain containing 2 like. Lineage: Eukaryota; Metazoa; Chordata; Lepidosauria; Squamata; Cordylidae. Gene Ontology annotation, biological process: negative regulation of BMP signaling pathway. Gene Ontology annotation, cellular component: AMPA glutamate receptor complex. The transcript has 4 exons. The coding region runs from base 1222 to 1893 and encodes 223 amino acids. The record is from RefSeq and is a predicted model, not a curated record. Gene Ontology annotation, molecular function: protein binding.